Pistacia vera is the source of this 1893-nucleotide messenger RNA. RefSeq names its product protein CfxQ homolog. The transcript is spliced from 7 exons. Gene Ontology annotation, molecular function: protein binding; ATP hydrolysis activity; ATP binding. The record is from RefSeq and is a predicted model, not a curated record. Bases 172 to 1611 code for a protein of 479 amino acids. Lineage: Eukaryota; Viridiplantae; Streptophyta; Magnoliopsida; Sapindales; Anacardiaceae.
CUGCCUACUGUGUGUGACAGGAAAUCAAAGCAGUGUAAAGAUUUGGGCGGAACGUAAGAGUCGGAAUCGGAGGCGGAGGCGGGUGAUUUAUAAAUCAUUUCCUACACUCCUCCAACAAAACAACAAUUAUCUCACUCCCAAAUCAUUUCAACGUAGAUUAUACCAUUAGACAUGCAGAGGCAUCAGGAUCAGCGCUCAAGAUCUAUCAAGCCCACUACCAUUCAUAAUUGUGCUCAGUCUGGGGAUCUUCUUGCCUUCCAGAAGCUACUUCGGGAUAACCCAUCUCUUCUUAAUGAAAGAAAUCCCGUUAUGUCACAGACACCCCUUCAUGUUUCUGCUGGUUACAACAAGGCUGAAAUAGUUAAGUUUCUGCUUGAAUGGCAAGGAAAUGAUAAGGUUGAGCUGGAGGCAAAAAAUAUGUAUGGAGAAACUCCUUUGCAUAUGGCUGCCAAGAAUGGGUGCAAUGAAGCUGCAUGCUUACUUCUUGCUCAUGGUGCUUUUAUUGAAGCCAAAGCUAAUAAUGGAAUGACACCACUACACCUUUCUGUUUGGUACUCAAUCCGAGCUGAAGACUGCUCAACUGUCAAGACAUUGCUUGAGAAUAAUGCUGAUUGCAGUGCUGUGGACAAUGAGGGCAUGACUCCUCUUGAUCAUCUUUCAAAAGGCCCAGGAAGUGGAAAGGUGCGUGAACUGUUACUAUGGCAUCAUGAAGAGCAGCGAAAGAGAAGGGCACUUGAAGCUUGCAGCCAGACAAAAGCCAAGAUGGAUGAACUUGAAAAUGAACUAUCAAAUAUUGUUGGUUUGCAUGAACUCAAGAUACAACUUCGGAAAUGGGCAAGGGGGAUGCUUUUGGAUGAGAGGCGUAAGGCUGUUGGACUGAAAGUUGGCACUAGAAGACCUCCUCAUAUGGCAUUUCUUGGCAAUCCGGGAACAGGUAAGACUAUGGUAGCUCGAAUUCUUGGAAGAUUACUUUAUAUGGUGGGAAUUCUACCUACUGACAGGGUAACUGAAGUACAACGGACAGAUUUGGUUGGAGAAUUUGUUGGUCAUACCGGACCAAAGACUAGAAGAAAGAUCAAAGAAGCGGAGGGAGGAAUUCUGUUUGUGGAUGAAGCAUAUCGCCUCAUACCCAUGCAGAAAUCAGAUGAUAAGGACUAUGGGUUGGAAGCCUUAGAAGAGAUCAUGUCUGUUAUGGACGGUGGAAAAGUUGUGGUCAUAUUUGCUGGCUACAGUGAACCAAUGAAACGUGUAAUUGCUUCCAAUGAAGGCUUCUGCCGAAGGGUUACUAAGUUUUUUUAUUUUAAUGAUUUCAAUUGUGAAGAAGUAGCCAAUAUCCUCCAUAUCAAGAUGAAUAAUCAAGCGGAGGAUAGCUUGUUGUAUGGUUUUAAAUUACAUUCUUCCUGUAGCAUAGAGGCCAUUGCAGCUCUUAUAGAGAGAGCGACAACAGAAAAGCAGCGUAAGGAGAUGAAUGGAGGUUUAGUGGAUCCGAUGCUAGUUAAUGCUAGGGAGAAUUUGGAUCUUAGGCUCAGUUUUGACUGUAUAGACACUGAUGAAUUGCAAACUAUCACCUUGGAGGAUUUAGAAGCAGGUUUACAGCUUUUAUUACGAUAAAUGUUUGGGAUAAAACCGAUAAGAUAAAGCUUGUAAUCAUUCUUUUGGCAGUCUGUUGAGGUUACGUUGAUGAUUGAACUGAAGCAGGAGGUAUAUUAUCCAUAUACCUUAAUUCUUUUACUAGAGUUUGUUGCUAUAGUUGCUGCUGGAAAUAUGGAAGUUGAUUCUUUGGAGAUUUUUUUUUUCCCUAAUAUAUUGUAAUUGAUAAAUUCAGUUUGUCUAUUCACUAUUGUUACCCAUAAGAAUUUUAAUAUUUUUGAGUUUAUUUGACAUUGUUGUGAU